CUCCAUUAAAUUCAUCUAAUCUGCGUCGCACUCUUUCCGCUAGGAAUGGCUAAGGGGGGUAAAAAUCCCAAGGGGAAAAAGGUCACCUUGAAAGUUGCUAAGAACUGCAUCAAAAUCACAUUUGACGGGAAACGCCGCCUUGAUCUGAGCAAGAUGGGCAUCACCACUUUCCCCAGGUGCAUCUUGAAGUUGAAUGAUGUGGACGAACUGGACCUCAGCAGAAACAUGCUCAAGAAAAUCCCAGACUCAAUUGAGAAGUUCACGAACCUGCGCUGGCUGGACUUGCACAGCAACCAGAUCGAGAAGCUGCCAGAAACAAUAGGGAACCUACAGAGUCUCAUUUUCCUGAACCUUUGCAACAACAAGCUAACGGCCCGGAGCUUGCCCAUGGAGCUAAACCAGCUCAAGAUCUUGCGUAAUCUCAACCUUGGCCUAAACCACAUCGACAACCUCCCAACCACUCUGGGGCAACUGAAGGAGCUCCAGGAAGUUGGAGUAUUUGACAAUUUACUGAAGAGCAUCCCAAACAGCAUUGCAAAGCUCCCUAAACUCAAGAAGUUGAAUUCCAAGCGCAAUCCCUUUCCUGGGCCCACAGAAGAGGAGCUCUACAUUGACCACAUUAAGCGCCUCGAGACACUCUACGUGGUGGAAGAAAAAGAUCUUUGCUACCCAUGCUUGAGGAAGUGCCAAGAAGAGAGGGACAAGCUGAACAAACUGAAGGUCACUCCACCUACCCCUCUCAGAAAGCCAAACUUUUCGAGCCUCAUGACGCCCAAUUCUACGGCAAAGGAGAACCAGGCAGAUUGGAGGUGAAUGGGCUACAACCAUCACCAAUGGAUGCAUGGCCAACAGCGAGGUAGAGGCGAGGCACAGGGUGGCACCUUUGCAUCCAAUCGUUGUAAUCUGUCCCCAAGCAAUAAAAGUGCUCUCUUGAUCACAUA
This is a messenger RNA of Lacerta agilis (Sand lizard), 941 nucleotides long. RefSeq names its product leucine rich repeat containing 18 (gene LRRC18). Gene Ontology annotation, molecular function: protein binding. The transcript has a single exon. Bases 46 to 813 code for a protein of 255 amino acids. The record is from RefSeq and is a predicted model, not a curated record. Lineage: Eukaryota; Metazoa; Chordata; Lepidosauria; Squamata; Lacertidae.